This is a messenger RNA of Cladophialophora immunda, 1803 nucleotides long. RefSeq lists its product as uncharacterized. Lineage: Eukaryota; Fungi; Ascomycota; Eurotiomycetes; Chaetothyriales; Herpotrichiellaceae. The transcript has 5 exons. Gene Ontology annotation, molecular function: flavin adenine dinucleotide binding; NADP binding; N,N-dimethylaniline monooxygenase activity. The record is from RefSeq and is a predicted model, not a curated record. The coding region runs from base 1 to 1803 and encodes 600 amino acids.
AUGUCAAUGGCUCACCAUAGUGAGAUCAACGGCGUCGCCACUUACGCGACCAAAAGCACACCCAAUGGCACCAACAACGGCGUCGGUGUCACGUCUGAAACCUUCCCUGAGCCAACUGCCCAUGCCGGCGAUAUACAAAGUCUGAAAGGCGCGAGCACAGUAUUGAAACCUCUGCCAGCAUACACACCCAGAAAGCUUCGCGUUAUCACGAUUGGCGCCGGCUAUUCGGGCCUCACCCUGGCCCACAAGUUCCAGCAUCAACACAGCGACCUUGCCGACGUGAUCGACCACACGAUCUACGAAGUCAGGUCCGAGCUAGGCGGCACUUGGCUGGUAAACACCUACCCUGGCGUUGUCUGCGAUGUUCCGUCGCACAUCUAUGCUUUCCCAUUUGACCCCAAUCCUAGCUGGACUCGGUUCUUCUCAACCGGCCCUGAAAUCUGGGCAUACAUGAAGAAAACGGCUCAGAAGUGGAAUCUCGAGCGGGACGUCAAAUACAAUCAUCGAGUCACUGGCGCCUAUUGGCAAGAAGGUCGCGGUCAAUGGCAGGUGAUGGUCGAGCAUAACAAUAAUAUCAUAGAGGACUAUGCGGACAUCUUAAUAUCAGCGCAAGGCUUCCUGAACACCUGGAACUGGCCAUCGAUUCCUGGAUUGUCGCAAUUUACGGGCAAGAAGGUCCAUUCGGCCAGUUGGGACCACGAAUACGACUACAGCAACAAGAGAAUCGCCGUGAUCGGGAACGGGUCAUCGGGAAUUCAAAUCCUGCCUCAACUGGCCAAAUUACCGGGCACGAAGGUAACGAGCUUUCAACGAGGGCCUACGUGGGUGGUCAGCACCAUGAACCCGGCGUCCCUGCUUGGAAAGAACGACCAUGCAUAUAACCCUGAGUACACCGCCGAAGAGAAGCACGAAUUUGCGAACGAUCCCGGGAAACACCAUGAAUAUCGCAAGAAGAUAAUACACAGCAUCAACGACGGUUUCAAGAUGUUUGUGAAGGGUUCGGAGCUCAAUCGGCAGAUUUAUGAUCUUGCCCGUGGACAGAUGUCGAGCAAAUUACAGAACGACCCGGAACUCUGCGAAUUACUCAUUCCGAAGUGGGAGCUGGGUUGUCGGAGGAUCACCCCGGGCGAAGGUUAUCUGGAAUCCUUCUUGCGCGACAAUGUUGAGCUCACUCAAAGUCCCAUCACAAGGAUUGAUGCCGACAGUGUCGUUACCGCCGAUGGAAAGACCUACAAGGUGGAUGUUGUCGUGUGCGCCACCGGAUUCGACGUCUCCUAUCGUCCUCAGUACCCCGUCGUUGGUCGUCACUCGGUGAAUCUCGCCGACAAAUGGGCGGACGAGCCUUCAUCCUACUUGUCACUCGCGUCGGCCGACAUGCCAAACUACUUCAUGUUCACCGGCCCGAACGCAUUAAUCGGCCACGGCUCUCUGAUGGAGAGUUUGGGAUGGAGCGCCGAGUACAUGAUCAAAUGGAUCCGGAAGAUUGCCUCGGAGGACAUCAAAGCCGUCGUCCCCAAGCAGAGCGCUGUGGACGACUUUAUUGUCUAUUCGGACCAGAUCCACCAGACCUUGACCUGGACUGGGGCCUGUCGGAGCUGGUACAAGAGCAACACCGUCGACGGGCGCGUGACGGCCACCUUUGCCGGCAGCGCGUUGUUGUUCAAGCGGCUUCUCCAGGACCUGCGGGCCGAAGACUUUGACAUUGAGCCAAGAGAGAAGAACCGUUUUCGUUUCUUGGGCAACGGAUUCUUGGAAUAUGAGUUGCAACAGGGAAAUGACCUAGCUUGGUAUGUGGAAAAGUAG